Molecule: messenger RNA, 2888 nt
Organism: Sphaeramia orbicularis (orbiculate cardinalfish)
Lineage: Eukaryota; Metazoa; Chordata; Actinopteri; Kurtiformes; Apogonidae
Gene: ist1
Product: IST1 factor associated with ESCRT-III
Exons: 10
Coding region: 139-1185 (348 amino acids)
Biological process (GO): protein transport
Source: RefSeq, a predicted model, not a curated record
CUCCGCCCCCUUGGAAAAUUCCCAUGACGUCACUGUAGAUAAUCACGGAAGUGAACAAGGCGACAACCCUAAACACAGACAGAAACCCAAAUAAGUUGGUGUGUACGGUUGACUAAUAUUUACAAGUAGAUCAACAAAAUGCUGGGAGGAGGAUUUAAAGCAGAUAGGUUAAAGGUGAAUCUCCGAUUGGUGAUAAACAGACUCAAACUCCUAGAGAAGAAGAAAACUGAGCUUGCUCAAAAGGCGCGGAAGGAGAUCGCUGAUUACCUGUCAUCAGGAAAGGAUGAGCGUGCACGGAUCCGUGUGGAGCACAUUAUCAGAGAGGACUAUCUGGUGGAAGCCAUGGAGAUCCUGGAACUUUAUUGUGACCUGCUGCUCGCUCGCUUUGGCCUCAUUCAGUCUAUGAAGGAACUUGAUCCAGGUUUACAGGAGGCUGUGUCAACACUAAUCUGGGCAGCACCUCGUCUCCAGGCAGAAGUGUCUGAACUAAAAAUUGUCUCUGAUCAGCUGUGUGCAAAAUAUAGCAAGGAGUAUGGUAAGCUAUGCAGGACCAACCAGAUUGGCACAGUCAAUGAUAGGCUGAUGCACAAACUGAGUGUUGAGGCCCCUCCCAAAAUUUUGGUGGAACGCUACUUAAUAGAGAUAGCCAAGAACUACAAUGUGCCAUAUGAACCUGAUGCCAUGGUCCGGCCUGAGGUGUGUCAAGGAGAGGAAGCAGAUUUGAUUGAUGUGGACAACGAUAAGAAGUUUGGAGGUGGUGGAGGAGGCGGAGGAGGUUUCACUGCUCCUGCUAUGCCUAUGGCCAUGCCAAUGCCCAUGCCCAUGCCAAUGCCUACAGCUUUCAACUAUCCAUCUCCCAAAGGAGCUGAACCUUUUAACGCCCCCGUUGGGAACUACAACAGCUUCCAGCAUCCCAUGGGAGGAGGGCAGCCCCCACAGCUGCCCACUUCUCCCCCCACGUAUGAGUCUAUCGAUGACCUAACUGACAAACAACCUUCUGUUCCUUCCCAGGCCGUAGGUCCUGGCCCUUCAUCCCAGGUGUACGACAACAAUGCUCUCCCAGAGCUCCCCUCUGUUCCCGACACACUCCCCACUUCUUCCUUCGGCGGAAAGACAACCUCCUCAGAUGACAUCGACUUUGACGAUUUAACACGGCGGUUUGAGGAGCUGAAGAAGAAGACCUAAUUGCUAUGUACCUGGUCUUUCUAUACUCACAGACAUGUGUCAUCACCUACACAGCUCAAAACAGGAAAUGGAAAAUGUUCGCGCCUCCCUCAACCACUUUGAAGUAAUUACCUACAUAUUUUUCAAACCCGCAUUCUUACCUCAUUAAGACAAAUAUGACCAUAGUGCUGAAGGUAUGGUGGCCUUGUCAAUUACUUGUUGUCAACGAGUAUCAGUGAGUACCACUACAAUCAUGCAGUUGGCAACUCCUCUCCAUAUUCUCAUUAAAGUUACACAGAUUUUCAACUAUUCUCAUUAGACUGUGUGACAUAUGAUAUAAUCUAACUUAGAUUUUAAUUAAUGCUUUCCUAGGGUUUUGGGUCUGACUAAUAUUGACAGUACAUGCCUUGAUUCUACUUCGCACAUGCUGUCUCGCUGUGAUCUUUGUCACUGUGUCACUCAGUCCUGUCCCAGACCAGUCACACAAGUUCAACUGGUCUUCCUCAUUUUGGUGUUCAGCUGGCAUUUGCACAUACAUAGUGUUCAGAUUGUUUCCAAGGCGGGGUUCCAAUACCCAGUGACUGCCGACGUUAGAGAAUCUGGACAGGAUUAGUUAAUAGUCAUCCAUACAGAAGCCAUCUUAUUAUUUUCUUUGUCACUGUGGAAAUUACAUUUUGAUACACUCCUGCGUACUGAGGUUCUCACACUUAAAGCUGAAAUAUCUGUGUGGAACCCUCCACAAUUGGCUCAUUGUGACACGUCAAACCUUUACUGUUAAUCUGUUACAGGGGAGGUGGGGCACAGAUGUAAAGCGAUAUUCGGUGUAUGUAAACUUGUAAUAUAGUACAUAUACAAUGAUCUACAUAGGCAUAUUUACAUGAUUUAAAUGUACAGUAAAAAUAUUCUGGCAGUUGGAGUUAUUCAAGGUUUGACAAAUCUGUUUUAUACACAAUAUGUCUAAGUAGAGUUUGGUUUGUUUUGCCCUUUUGAAUGUCAGUUUUACCAAAAAUGCGCAUUUUUCUAUUAACAAAUUAAUUUACAAGCAAAUGAGUGUAGAGUAGAAAUACUCAGUAGACAAUGACUUUGGUGUAAAUAAUGACCCCAGAGGUGACUGGUUUUUAUUGUCUUCUGUGUUUCUGCGUGCAUGUCUUCAACUGUCUGUACACCACUGUUUUUGCCUUAGUUUGCAUUUCUCAUGAGAGGCCUUUCCACUUUUUAAUAGGUUCAUGCAUUGUGUAUUUGUUAUCCGUCAGUUAAAUUAGACUUUGUUUUUCUUUACCAUCAACAUAGAAACCUGUUAAGUUGAAAUGGACUCAGAAUUUAAAAACAUAACUUUCAUUACAGCAGACAUUUCCAUUACCUCAGGAGAAACAGGAGUAAAAAGUUCUGUCAUGCAGCUGUGAUACAUGCGUAUUUACAACCUAACCACACCCAGCACUGCUUGCAUAGCAAAUAGAAGGUGGCCUUGACUAAAGAGAUUCAGCAAAGUUGUGGAAAGCAUCUAUUGUAUCCAAAGGCAAGUUGUUAUUAGGUUUUGUGUGGGUUGGAGAAAGAAGAGCUUAUUAACACUACAGAACUGUGAUCUGCUCACUGUCUUUUCUAUGUUGGAUGGUUCUUUCAUGCUAAACCUUCAGACACAAAAUGGUGUCUUAUUGCAAAAAAUACCAUUUUUUCCACUGUAAAAUAAAAUAACAAUUUAAUAAAAUACUAUUUGGAAUGUGAAA